Molecule: messenger RNA, 2388 nt
Organism: Colossoma macropomum (tambaqui)
Lineage: Eukaryota; Metazoa; Chordata; Actinopteri; Characiformes; Serrasalmidae
Product: probable ATP-dependent RNA helicase DDX5
Exons: 13
Coding region: 132-2000 (622 amino acids)
Biological process (GO): alternative mRNA splicing, via spliceosome
Cellular component (GO): cytoplasm; ribonucleoprotein complex; nucleus
Molecular function (GO): RNA binding; RNA helicase activity; ATP binding
Source: RefSeq, a predicted model, not a curated record
GAAACCGGUUCUUUUUCGACCGGCUUUUUCCGAAGCCAUUUUUAUAGUGAUUUUAAACGAGGUCGGCGAAGAGGAAGACUUAUAUUUUUGUGCUUUAUUCUAAGUUUUCUUCUUCCGUUUAAGCUUUAGUUAUGCCUGGAUAUUCAGACAGAGAUCGUGGAAGAGAUAGGGGAUAUGGCGGCGGUGCUCCCCGGUUCGGCUCUGGCCGCAGUGGCCCCCCUACUGGAAAAUUCGGCAACCCUGGCGAGAGGCUCCGUAAGAGACACUGGAACCUGGAUGAGCUUCCCAAAUUUGAGAAGAACUUCUACAAGGAGCAUCCUGAUGUCACCAGGAGGUCCAUGCAAGAGGUGGAACAGUACCGCAGGGCCAAAGAAGUUACAGUGAAAGGAAGAGAUUGCCCCAAGCCUGUCAUGAAGUUCCAUGAAGCUACCUUCCCCAAUUACGUGAUGGAGAUUAUUAACAAACAGGCGUGGUCUGAGCCCACCCCUAUACAAGCUCAGGGCUGGCCUCUUGCCCUUAGCGGAAAAGACAUGGUCGGCAUCGCCCAGACUGGCUCUGGAAAAACACUUGCCUACCUGUUGCCAGCUAUUGUACAUAUUAACCACCAGCCAUUUCUUGAGCGUGGAGAUGGACCUAUUUGUCUGGUGCUGGCGCCUACUCGUGAGCUGGCUCAGCAGGUGCAGCAGGUCGCUGCAGAGUACGGAAGAGCCUCACACUUGAAGUCCACCUGCAUCUACGGAGGAGCUCCCAAAGGACCCCAGAUCCGGGACCUCGAGAGAGGUGUUGAGAUCUGCAUUGCCACUCCUGGACGUCUGAUUGACUUCCUGGAGGCAGGAAAGACCAAUCUGCGGCGCUGCACAUAUCUGGUUCUGGACGAGGCUGACCGCAUGCUGGACAUGGGCUUCGAGCCACAGAUCCGCAAAAUUGUAGAUCAGAUCCGGCCAGACAGACAGACACUCAUGUGGAGUGCUACCUGGCCCAAAGAGGUGCGCCAGCUGGCCGAGGAUUUCCUUAAGGAGUAUGUUCAGAUCAACAUUGGUGCUCUACAGCUCAGUGCCAACCACAACAUCCUGCAGAUCGUGGACGUCUGCAACGACGGGGAGAAGGAUGACAAACUGAUCCGCUUGCUGGAGGAAAUCAUGAGCGAGAAGGAGAAUAAGACUAUCAUCUUUGUGGAAACCAAGAGGAGGUGUGAUGAACUGACACGGAGGAUGAGGAGAGAUGGGUGGCCUGCCAUGGGAAUUCAUGGAGAUAAAAGCCAGCAGGAGAGAGACUGGGUUCUGAAUGAAUUCAAAUUUGGCAAAGCCUGCAUCCUCAUCGCUACAGAUGUGGCCUCUCGUGGAUUAGAUGUGGAGGAUGUGAAAUUUGUCAUCAAUUAUGACUACCCUAACUCCUCUGAGGACUAUAUCCACCGAAUUGGGCGUACGGCCCGCAGUCAGAAAACGGGCACAGCCUACACCUUCUUUACACCGAACAACAUGAAACAGGCUAACGACCUCAUCUCUGUCCUCCGUGAGGCCAACCAGGCCAUCAACCCCAAGCUUCUGCAAAUGGCCGAGGACCGAGGAGGUCGUUCCAGAGGUGGUCGGGGAGGCUACAAGGACGACCGCCGGGACCGGUAUUCCAGUGGGGGUAGGAGAGAUUUCGGUAGCUAUAGGGAUAGAGAUUCUGACAGGGGUUACGGUAGCGGACCAAAGGUGCAGAACGGCAGUUAUAACGGGGGUAACAGCUACAACAAAAGUAAUAAUAGCAACAGUAACUACAGCAGCAAUGGCUACAGCAGCAACGGACAGGCCAGCUACGGCAACGGGGGGAACCCGCCCAAUGCCUUCGGGGGUCAGAACUUCCAGAACCAGUCGUUCCCGGGGAACCAAGCUCCAGUCCAGAAUGGAAUGAACCAUCCUCCUUUCCCCUUUAACCCCCCUCAGCCCCCACAGGCCCACCAACAGCCCCCCCAGCCGAUGGUGCCCUACCCCAUGGCCCCUGCCUUCCCCCAGUAGACUAGAAUCAGGCUGCACACAGACGCACACACUGAUACUGAAGUAACUGUCUUGUUUAAGAUGAUUAUUAAUAUUAUUAUUAUUAUUAUUAUUAUUAUUCAUUAUUAUCCUUUGUACUGUUUAUUUUGCUUACAGCGAGGCUGGUGGUUUGCUUAUUAGUGCACCCAGCCAAUUACAAACAAGUCCAUGUGAUUUUGGUGCAGCUGAGGAACAGCUGUACAUCCUUGAUUUUUCUUUUUUUCAUUUUGUCUCUUUUGUUACAUUCCUCAGUAAUUUAUUUUCACUAGGUAAUGCACAUUUUUGGUUUAGUGUAUAUUCAAAGUGGUAUGUCUAGAAACCUGAAUCGAGGACCACGCAUGGACCCUCACAAUAAAGGAGGAAAAAAACA